Molecule: messenger RNA, 1497 nt
Organism: Daphnia pulicaria
Lineage: Eukaryota; Metazoa; Arthropoda; Branchiopoda; Diplostraca; Daphniidae
Product: lachesin-like
Exons: 9
Coding region: 8-1420 (470 amino acids)
Cellular component (GO): neuron projection
Source: RefSeq, a predicted model, not a curated record
GGACGACAUGAGUUCGCUAAUUCGUUUCUGUUGGUGCUGGACCCUUUUAGUGACGACGCUAGUGAGAUUAUCACCCGCCGCUCUUACCGCGACAGAUGGAGAGGAACCGGAGCCAGAGUUUAUUGACCAAAUAGGCAACGUGACGAUAGCUCAGGGAAGAGAUGCUAUCCUAUCUUGUUCCGUCGCCCACUUGAACGACUACACGGUUGGCUGGGUGAAGGUGGACACGAAAGCCAUUCAGGCAACUGGCAGGCGAGUGGUGACUCUAAAUACUCGCGUCUCGGUCGAGAAUAUUCCCGGCUCGCCCGUUUGGAAACUGAUCAUCAAGAGCGCCCAACCCGACGACGCUGGUUACUACAUGGCUCAAAUCAACACGGACCCGAUGAAGAGUCAAAUGGCUUAUUUAUCGGUUAUGGAACCGCCCAAUAUUGACGACGAGGCGACGCCGAGUAUCAGGCAAAUCCGAGAGAAUGAAUCGGUUGACCUCCAUUGUCAGGCCAGCGGCCAGCCCAUGCCGAACAUAACAUGGAAGCGAGAAGACGGCACAAACAUCAGUCAUGAUUCCUGCCGCCAUUUGAAUGAUAACAACAUUCAACAGCAGCAAAAAGAUCUGUCGCUAACCGGCACACUCCCCAAGGGUUACGGCCGAUUUUGCAUCGCUUCGACCGGACGUUCCUCAAUGGGAACUUACCUUUGUAUCGCUUCCAAUGGAGUACUACCGGCAGUCAGCAAACGUAUCCAGCUCGUCGUUUUAUUCCCGACUACCAUUCGGGCAGAAAAACCAUUAGUGGGAGCUCCCGCUGGAGUCAAUGGCGUAGGGCUGGAGUGUAUUGUUGAAGCCUCGCCCAUGACUCAUCACCUCUUCUGGUACAAAGGCAAUUACUCAAUCGGCUCAACACAGCGCUAUUCUUUGACGGUUCAAAAGAUCAACAUCUACACUAUUAAGAUGACGUUGGCUAUUCUAAAUCUACGUGAGGAGGAUGCCGGUCUCUACCGGUGCCAAGCGGGAAAGAGUGAAGCAACAAUCCGCCUCUAUAUACACACUCCACUGACUACAACGACACAGUCAACAACUGUUGAAUGGACCAGCAUUGCAACUGAAACAGCGCCAUGGAAACAAAGGCCGGCCAGAACUAAUAGCCCCAGCAAUAAACUAUUUAGUCAAACUUCUAAUAUGGUCACGACGGAAGCUUAUAGGUCGGUGACACUCUAUCAACACACAUCCUCUGAUGAAGCUGAUGUUUUUACUAGCAGUAAAAAACCCGCGCAAGACGUCAUUUACAAAAACCUAUCUUUUCAUAGAGGCCAAUCUAGUAGUUCACCAAAAUUGGCAAAAUUUAGUCUCGUUCAACUAUUACUGAUUCCUUCAAUUAUUACUAGUUUCACAGAGGUGAUUUGGUUCUUCUCGUGUAAUAGGUAAAAAUUUGAACAGCUCAUAGACACGGUUUAUAUUAUGUAGCCUAGUGAGAAAUAACUUCCCAGUUACUGUAUGUAAAA